AUGUUGUAUUCUUAAUAACCUUAUUACUACUAUCCAUUCUAUUAGCCAUAAGUUGUUUGUCCAGUCUUUUAUUUUCCAGCCUAGACCUUAAAUCAAUAGGAACAUCAAGUCGAACCUAUAAUGACUUCAAUAAUCGACAAUCAACCUACUAAUAGUUAAUAGUUGAAUUAUGAUACUGAAGAAUUAGAUGUAGAAAAGAGUGAGAAGAGCAAAGACACAAAAAAACAAUCUAAAAAAGAGAGAGAAACAGUAAUCAAGAAAAAAAAAGAAUUACCAAAUACUAAAAUUCAUGAAGUUUUGGACUCAACCAAUCUCCAUAAAAAUUUCGCAAAAGCCCUUAUAGCCUAUACCUUAAGAUCACAAUUCAUUAUCUACAAACUGUUGGGAGAAAAGAAAGGACAAGAGUUUCUUGAUUUGAUGCAGAGUGUCAAAAACAAACUCUGUAACCUCACACACAUCCUCUAAUUCACUAAAAAUGACGAAUUCUUGAGAGCUUUUCGCACUUUAGGGUUUAUAUUUCUAAAAAAAGAGUCGGUUCCUUAUAUUUACAAUUCCAAAAUCUAACAAAAAACGAGCCAUUUGAAGCAUAAAGUAAUCAUAAAGAAAACUCUGUUAAAGAUCUGAACCUUUUUAAACUUUAUAUCUAUCUCCACUCUUAUAAUACCUAAUAUUAAAAAACAUUAAAUUGGUUUCAUAUAAAUUAAAUCACUCAAUGUAUUAUUCAAAGUCAUCAUGGUAAUAAAUCGAUUUUUUGGCUAACAAAACAUUGUGAAAAUCACUCAACCAAGUCCUGAAAUUACUAUAAAGGCUACCUGAUGAUUCUAAUUGAAAGGCAUCAUUAAUUACUAAUGCAA
Paramecium tetraurelia is the source of this 854-nucleotide messenger RNA. RefSeq lists its product as uncharacterized. NCBI's taxonomy places the organism in Eukaryota, Ciliophora, Oligohymenophorea, Peniculida, Parameciidae. The record is from RefSeq and is a predicted model, not a curated record. The transcript is spliced from 2 exons.